UGCAAUCAGGGUGAAUUUUCCGCUCUCCAUCGGCUGGCGAAAAUGGCCGUAACAUAUUUGAAUUCUGCAAUACCUGUGCCCAAGUACAGUUGGUCUGAUCGCUGCCAUGCUACCCAGGCGCUUUCCGAUGCUAAAUCACCCGUUACACCCGCUUCUAAGUCAGAACUCGCUUCUUCUGUAGAUAUCCUCAUCACGUCGGAAGAUGAUCGACGGAUGCAGAAUCGCCAACCUCGGUUACUUGAUACUUCUUCUCUGGAAGAACUGUCUCAGCCAAAUCUACUUUCCCAAUGUCUCCUUGGCCGGACUCUACAAGAAGCUACAUUCCUUUUCUCCCUCGCCUUGUUACCAUUCUUUGAGUUGGCUGCAGACAUUCGUAGUGUCUGUUUCUCUGGUCAUCAUGUCUUCGUUUCUCCAGAUGCCGACUCAUCACAGUCAUCUCACGUUGAAUCCUCUAUCUAUACUAAUUUAUCGCCCAAGCUUGUUGAUCCUUCCAAUAUAUCUGCCUUUGUCUGUGCUUUGGCUCCAAAGUCACUUAAGUCGAUCUCUGUUCGUGUUGAUCUAAUUCAAUACGAGGAGACGUUGGGUGCACUUGAAUUAUCACUUUUCUUCAUCCUAUCCCUCACAUAUGGCACAUUCUAUGGCCCGGAAAAACAACUUACGUGCACAUUCAAAGACGUCUAUGAUCUUUUUGAGCAAGUUUGCGAAUCCUUAUUUCUAGCUUUCUUAAAACACCAUUGCAUUCAAAUAUUAACACGAGAUGUUUUUUGA
Molecule: messenger RNA, 768 nt
Organism: Protopolystoma xenopodis
Lineage: Eukaryota; Metazoa; Platyhelminthes; Monogenea; Polystomatidea; Polystomatidae
Source: the annotation of a GenBank genome assembly